This is a messenger RNA of Owenia fusiformis, 827 nucleotides long. The record is from the annotation of a GenBank genome assembly. Lineage: Eukaryota; Metazoa; Annelida; Polychaeta; Sabellida; Oweniidae.
AAGCACAACUCCCAAACCAACCGCAACUCCCAAACCAGCUACAACUCCCGAGCCAGUCGUGACCUCGGGGGCUACCCCAUCUCGUCCACAAUCCACAUCCUUGACACAAUCAUCAACUGUAAUGUCGACAUCGACAUCUAAAACGUCCUCAACAAACACUCAUCUAACAACGUCAUCAUCGUUACCAAGUAGUACAACAAAUAAUGUGACCAAUGAGCCACCUGGUCCAACUUCGGAUAAUGCAACCGGAGAUUUCAGUUGGGAGAAGUAUGGUGUUUUUGUGAUUAUACCAAUCAUCAUAUUGAUAGUCCUGGUGGUCGUCAUUGCAGUUGUUGUGGUGUACAAAAGAAGAAGUCAAAAGUACGUACUAAGUGGUCCCAAGACACCGCCAUUGGACGAUGCUACUGUCGUCAAGUUCGAUAAUCCUGAAUACCUAAGUAUUGAGGAGGAUAUUAGUGAUAAGAUAGACAUCCAUCAAAAUGGCACAAAACCGCGAUUAAAUGGCAGUCUAGAUGUUUGAUCAAAAAGAAAACUGACAAGGAGAACGAUAUGACAAACACUAUAUCAUCAGCAAGUCAAUGUUACAUCAUCAUAGGACAUAUGAAUAUGCCCUUUUAACUUAGCGUUCAUGGAGAAAAGCCAUACGUUCUGGUAGAAAAGCAAAUAACAUAAAUAGGCACUAGGUCGAGAGAAAGAUGAUGCAGCAGUGAUCCUAAAUGUAAAUAAAUACACAGACACAAAGAUUUGUGAAAAUUAAAUAAAAAGACCGCCACUGCCAUCUAUCUGUAGACCUAGGUCCCAUGACAAAGAAGAUGCUAAACUUUCUG